This is a messenger RNA of Lycium ferocissimum, 2754 nucleotides long. RefSeq names its product nuclear pore complex protein NUP85. Gene Ontology annotation, biological process: mRNA export from nucleus; positive regulation of DNA-templated transcription; protein import into nucleus. Gene Ontology annotation, cellular component: nuclear pore outer ring. The transcript has 19 exons. The coding region runs from base 1 to 2136 and encodes 711 amino acids. Gene Ontology annotation, molecular function: structural constituent of nuclear pore. The record is from RefSeq and is a predicted model, not a curated record. Lineage: Eukaryota; Viridiplantae; Streptophyta; Magnoliopsida; Solanales; Solanaceae.
AUGCCAGGGCUGACGUCAUCAGAAUCCGAUGAGCUGGCAAUUGUUCCAUUCUCAGGGGACUCAGAAAAGCAACCAGUAGUGAUCUACCCUGUCCGUCACGGCCUGAAAUCCCCAAUUAAUCGACUCUCAAUUUCAUGGGGGUGUGGCAAUACUCUCCGUGUCUCGGCUUUCCCCAAACCGCACGGUGAGGCUGGCGGUGGUGGUAGAGUGGUGGAGGUGAAGCUGAGUAAUAGCGGAGAUGAUGAGGAAGUUGAUGCUGCUACAUGGAGGAGAAUUGCUUACAGUUCGGUUACUCCUUUCGCGCUUCUUCAGAGCAGGAAACAUUCUGGAAUGUCCUUGGAUAACCCUCCUUACAAGGCUGACUGGUGGGAGCAUGUCAUAGAGUACAGCAAAGAGAUAAGUUCACUGCUCAGUGAUCGAAAACCACCUCCUAAACCAAUUAUCGAAGAUCCCAAGUCGGUAGUAAAUGAAAUUGCAGAGCCAACGUGUCUGAAAGCGGCGUGGGAGCUAUUGGAGAUAUUUUACGUAGACAAGCAAUCUCAAUCUUGGAUUCCUGAACGGUUGCUAGAUUGGUUGGCUGACUACAGUUCUUUAUUCUCGGGAACUUUACCAACUAUUCAUUCAAGGCUUGUGGAUUUUCAGCAGGAACUUGGUGGUGUACAGGUUGUUGAAGAAGAUCCUAACUACUGGGACGCGAUGUCAUCAGCGUUGGCCGUUGGCUGGCUGGAAAUUGUGGUAAAAUUGUUGCGCUUGCAUGGCUCUUACCGGUUUGAUCAAUUAGUUAGCCGAGAGACAGAGAAUGGAUUGGUUGAAGCAGUUGCUGUUCUUAUAUCCAAGAUGCCUAGAAUGCGUCCUAGUCUGAGAGAAGAAAAUUUGGGCGAGUGUUGCAAAACCAAGCCUGACUUCUUGAAGGCAUGGGAGAAGUGGAGGGCACAAAUAAGUAAACUGGACUGCAGUUCCUAUUGGCUUCAAUGUGAUCACCAGCAGACUAAAGAAGGGCUAAAAAAUUUGAUCCAGAUCAUGUUGGGAAAUCCUAGUGUUCUAUCAAAUGCAACUUUCAACUGGAUGGAGCUUUUUAUAUCCCAUUUCUUAUACGUUAGGCCAUUUACUGCGGGUCUAGAGAGCAUGCACAAUUUAGCUCAGAAGUGCAUGCAAUCAAAGCCAGUUUCCAGCCCCCAUAAGCUGUUUGGUCUUAUACUUGGAAUUCUUGGAGAAAAUACUGAGGUUGUUCUAGCAGAGUGCUCAAGAUCAUUUGGCCCCUGGAUGAUGGCGCAUGCUGUAGAGUUGUUGACAGCUGGGAACACUCAUGCAGAAAUUCUUUUGCAUGAAGAGCAUUCCAAACUGGGGGGAGUUAGCAUAGAAGAGCUGCAUAGACUUGUAUAUGCACAAGUUCUGUCUUCUCAUGCAUUGACAUGGCAAAUUGCACCAAUAUACUUGACUUCAUGCAUAAAACAAGGGAUUGGAUUACUGGAGAAUUUGCUGUACAAGCAGCCUGUACAGCAUAGUCAAAUUCUGUUAAAGAGUAUAGAGAUCUGCCGUCUGUAUGAACUUGACACCAUAAGUUCAAACAUUAUGAGGAUUGCUGGGGUGCAUCACUGGAAACAUGGGAGAAAAGGCUCUGGUGUCUUUUGGCUGCAGCAAGCUCGAGAUGAAUUUCGUUUAAGCAGAAUUGCCAAGCAAUUAUUUGAUUUCGUGGGGAAGUCGGUUUCUGAUGAAGGAUUCAAGCAAUGGGAAGGUCUCAUAGAGUUGCUGGGUUCCGAGUCUAGAACUGCUGGCGGUCUUGAGUUUCUGAACAAAUACAGGAAUUUUAGGAGAUCCCUGCUGCAGGUUCAUGGUGAUACACCCACAGAUGCUGCUCGUAACGCAUCUGAAGCUCUUGUCUCUCUCAUGAAAAAUCCUUCCACGCCGCAACGCUUUUGGUUACCUCUUCUAUAUGAUUCAUUGAAAUUGUUAAACUGGCAAGAGCGACUGUUGCUUAAUGUUUCUCAAACUCAGCUUCUCUUGAAUAAACUGCAAGAGUUGUCCAUGGCAAGAUUGAGGCCAGACUUUGUUGAAGCUGACUUGGCAUCUGACGCCUUAAGCUCUGUCAGGCUGGCACUUGCCACUACCCUGGGUCGUGCAAUCCUUGAAGAGUGACUUUGUUACCCCUGUUUUCUUGCUUAAGAGCAGAAAAGCUACAUAUGUGAAGCAGGCACUGCAUAGUGAGUGGUCUGGCCCCCUGAGCCACUUCUGUCACCUACAUGCUGCAGAGCUAGACAGACAGCUAAUCUGUCGGAAGCAUUUGGAUGAGAGCUUCAGGCUAUGGAAGACUUACCCUAGCUUGACCAGAGUGAAGAUGAUUAUAAGAAUUAAGGUUUCUUGUUUAGCUGCUCCUACUUAGAGAACCUUUUAUUUAUUUUCUUUUUAGAGGGGAAAGGGGAGGGGGUACCCUACUAAUGUAUAUGCCUUUGUAAAAGACCACCAAAACCCCUGCCUGUUGCCUGGUUAAAGUGUUGAGAUGGCUGUGAUAGAACUCUUAUGUAAAACUUUGUUGUGUUAUUGUUCCUGGUUGGGCUAGUAUUUAUAAGAUCAAGUAAUCUGCAACAUAUUCAAUGAAGGUUGCAAUAGUUUGCCUUCCAUGUUGGGACUGCAAUUGAUUUUCAACCCAUCUCUGCCACUAGAAUGGGACCAUAUAUCUUCUGAUUUAGUGGGUUGGCUAAUUGUAAUAUCAUGUUCUAGAUUUGUUUUGGCCAUUUAUAUCAUAUGCUUUGUCAA